Molecule: messenger RNA, 1002 nt
Organism: Pterocles gutturalis (yellow-throated sandgrouse)
Lineage: Eukaryota; Metazoa; Chordata; Aves; Pterocliformes; Pteroclidae
Product: olfactory receptor 9G9-like
Biological process (GO): G protein-coupled receptor signaling pathway
Cellular component (GO): membrane
Molecular function (GO): olfactory receptor activity; G protein-coupled receptor activity
Source: RefSeq, a predicted model, not a curated record
AUGUCGUCUUCAUUGGUGCUAAAAAUUCUUGUUUUAUCACUGGAACAAAAGUUAAAGCAAGAGUGGAAAAACAAAAUGGUUGUUACAGAAUUCAUCCUCCUGGGAUUUGGGAAUGGCCCUGAACUGGGUUCUCUUAUCUUCCUGAUGUUUCUGUCAAUCUACAUGGUGACCAUAACUGGAAACAUCUUCAUCAUUGUGCUGAUGGUGGCUAAUCGGCACCUUCACACCCCAAUGUGCUUCUCCCUGGGCAAUUUGGCCUACCUGGAAAUCUGCUACAGCUCAAAUACCUUGCUAAACAACAUGCUUAGCUAUCUGAGUGGAGACAGAAGUGUUUCAGACAACGGAUGUUUUACACAAUACUGUUUCUUUGGUUGCUUGGCAGCUGCAGAGAGCUGUCUCCUGGCAGUGAUGUCCUCUGAUCGGUACCUAGCAGUGUGCAAACUCCUGCGCUACUCAUCCCAUAUGAACGGCAAGCUCUGUCUCCAGCUGGGCGCUGCAUCUUGGAUAAAUGGCUUUCUCUCUAAUCCUGUGCUAAUGUUCCUGAUCUCAAAUUCAGAUUUCUGUGGGCGUGAAAUUGAACAUUUUUUCUGUGACUCAUUCCCUAUGACCAAACUCUCCUGCGGUGACACUCAUGUGGCAGGACUUGUCACUUCUGUUGUGGCAGGCAUGUGCUCUCUGCCUCCAUUUCUGUUGACCUUCUCAUCCUAUCUCUACAUCAUUAUCACGGUCAUGAGAAUUCCUACUGCUGUUGGAAGGAAAAAGGCCUUUUCCACUUCCUCCUCACAUCUCAUUGUGGUGAUACUUUUUUACUGGUCAAUAUUAACUGUCUACAUACUUCCUCAUCAUGAUACCCAAGUAUCUCUGAACAAAGUCCUAUCUGUGUUUUGCACCAUUCUCACCUUGGUCAAUCCUCUCAUCUACAGUCUGAGAAAUAAAGAAGUAAAGGAAGCUCUGUGAAAACAGAAGUACAUUUCUGGCUUUCAGAGGGUUGCUUUCUGUUAA